GCACGCCUUAUCCUUGUUGUGAUAAAAAAGCCAAUUGGUUAGCUGUCAUUCACACUAAGGCACGUAGUAUAAUUGAGACUCCAACUUCUGAAACUUAUACAAGAGCAUUUCAAGUAGAUAGACUAGAAGUCAUACUACCAAUAAUUGUUGUUGAUGAUGAUGAAUGGAAUAACCAAGGAGUCUCUAAGAUUCGUUAUGAAGAAGUAGAUGUGUCAACUGACAAUAUGGUUUAUGAUGAUGAUGAUGAUGGUGAUGUUGAUGACGACGAAGACACCGAAAAUAGUAAGGAAGAUUCUUAUGUGGAUGAAGAUGAAGAAGAAGAAGAUGAUGAUGAUGAUACAUAAAAUAAUGUGAUUUUUCAUUCUUCUUUAGUUGAGUUUAAGUUUGAUUGCAUUGACUUCUAAUUGAUUUACUUUUUAUUAAGAUUUAUCUUGUGAUGAUUAUUUACUAUUAACUCAAAGUGCUUGAAUAUGUAGAUGGCAGGUCGUGGUUCAAAGUGUGAUAGAACACACUUGAGCUCUUCAUCUUCUCCACAAUUAUCUGACCAACUCAACAAAUUCUCUGUUCAAACAUCUUCUCUACCUAUGGGUGAAGCAUCUACUAGAUCUCCAGCUAUAAAUGAAGAAUGUAGCAAACCCUUGUCAUCCCACGGAUUAUCUCCAGUUAUGACUCAAUCAUAUAAUAGACCUUCAUUAUCACCUCGAGCAUUAUCUCCUCAGAUCCCAUCUCCUGGAACUAAAAAUUCGUAUCCCCCUACUCCUCUGGCCCCUCCUACCUUUUCACCAUCAGGUUAUGAUUCUUCAGAUGGUCAAACAUGGAUAUAUCCUGAGAAGAAAACGUUUAAUCCUGCUGUUGCUACUAUACGAAAUAUUCUUCUUGUUAUUCAAGAGAAAUUUGACCAUCUAUGUUCCAGCUGGAAAGCGACACCACCUAAAUAUAAGAAAAUGUGA
Neltuma alba is the source of this 950-nucleotide messenger RNA. RefSeq lists its product as uncharacterized. The coding region runs from base 477 to 950 and encodes 157 amino acids. The transcript has 2 exons. The record is from RefSeq and is a predicted model, not a curated record. Lineage: Eukaryota; Viridiplantae; Streptophyta; Magnoliopsida; Fabales; Fabaceae.